AUGGGGAACCUGCCAUCAGGGAUGGAGCAAACUACCCCGUCAUCGACGGCCCGUCCGCGUCAAGGGUCGCAAGGUCGGCUUCGAUCGAGUCGGACCUGCGCCUUGUGGAUGACGGUGGUGGCGAUGCUCGUCGCGCUCGUGUCCGCGGCCGACAGCAACUCGCCGAAGCUCGCCCACACGCUCUUCAACAAUCUGCCCGCCCGAAUAUUCUACUUUGACGAUACACCGGUACGUUCCUACCUGUCUAGGAGCUUCCUUCAUCACCCCACGCUCGACCCACGAUCAUGCACCAUCCACGAGUGCGGAAGAGCGAGCUCAGGUGGCGCGCCGUGCAGCGCGGCGACAUUGUCGCUUCGGCAGUGAAGCUCCGAGUGACUGAGCUCAGUGGCGCAGUCGUCGUUCGUUGAGGGCCCCUCGCUCGCCCAAAUGAGCGGCACCCCGCUGGGAACAGUGGAGCCAGUUCGAUCUCGGACACGCGACAGGACCGGCGCUCGAGCUCGGGCAAGACCCGAUUCGGCGAGUCGCUUGCGUCAGUUCACGCGUGAACGCACCCACCCCGACACGUCUUCGGCACGGUUAUGAGUUCACAAAACGGAAGCUGGCAAUCGGUUCAGAACACUAUUACUGGCGUGCUUGCUCCGGGUCGACUCUGAAGGGUGCUCUCGCUGCAGGCCCAAACUCGCCGAGUUGCCGUGUCUUCGUCGACCCGCUGUCGUGUUGCUGACAUCUCCGUCUUCCCCUUGUGCUUCGUCUGUGGCCUGGGCCCGAAUGCUGGACUGCGCUACCGUUCGCCCGCACCCGCAGGUCGUCAUCUACCACGAUCAAAUCGGAAAGAACGUCUGGAGAUCCAGUGAUGAAGGGAAAAAGUGGGAUAUCAUAUCGGGCGUGCCUCUUGGUCAGGCAAUGUUGGUCAUCGAUCACCCGUACGACAGCCAUAUCGUGAGUUGAUUCAGAGUCUCGUCGCUUCAGGAAGUACGAAUAGGAUUGCCCUGACCUCGAAUUUGCAGGCUUUCAUCCUCACCUCCACCACAACGCAUUAUCGGACUAUGAACCGAGGCGAGAGUUGGCAAAGUUUCACCACUGCGCUACCGCCGUCGCUGAGUGCGAACACCCUCAGCUUCCAUGCCACAAGAUGGGAGUGGAUUCUCUACACUGGUCAAAACUGUCAGGACUUAGGGGGAUGGCGAGGACGCAUCUGCCACGACGAGGUACGCGCCCCUCAACGCCCGAUGGCUCAGAUACCCACGGUUGUCAUCAGCCCAGCUGAAGCAGUGCAGUUUGACUUGCCAGACAUUCUAUACCCAGGAUGCCUUCGCCUCGGCACCUCAUCUGCUGCUCAAAUACACCUCCCGCUGCAUUUUUGCGCACGACAAGAAAGAAUAUCCGAAGGGCGUUCUUGACGAGCUUGUCUACUGCGUCGCGUUCGAGCCGCCGUCCGAUCAAAGCCCCAAAGGUACACUUGCGGCUCUCCUGGGCGGCUCACGUACGCUCCGCGAGUCGAGGCUCUACUCGUCGACUGACUUUUUCCAAACCGACCGUACCUUCGUCGAUCUCGGCAUUGGGAAGGAGGCUCGAGGGGUGGUCGGCAUCGGUGGCGUUCAGAAGUAUCUCGUCUGCGCGCUCAAGCCCUCAGCGGACAGCGAUGGCUCGGGCGGCGAGAUGGUUCUUUACGUGACGGAAAAUGGCGACCAGUGGUCACGCGCUCUUUUCCCCCAUGGACACGGCCUGAAAGAGAAUGCCUACACGAUCGUAGAAUCCACCACACAUUCGAUCCUGGUUGAUGUCAACUCGAACCCCCUCAGUAGCUCGGGCACGCUGUUCACCAGCAAUUCGAAUGGUACUCUCUUCGUGCGUAGCCUCGAACACACAAAUCGGAACAAGAUGGGGAUCGUGGACUUCGAGAAGCUGGUCAGUGUUGAAGGUGUCGCCAUCGUGAAUACCGUCAGCAAUCCCCAAGGGGUCGAGGCCGGAGAAGAAAAAUCGCUCAAGACGCGCAUCACAUUUGACGAUGGUGAGCCUGCACAUAGUCGUCGUGCUACGCCGAGAUGGUCGGACAGUAGUUAGCGACUGAUUGGCUUUCCUCCGACGAUGAUCCCGUGUCAGGGGCGCGAUGGAGUCUCUUGAAGGCGCCUUCAACGGACAACGAAGGCAAGAAAGUUAAAUGCGAUACCAGCGACCUCGAGACCUGCUCUUUGCAUUUGCAUUCUGUCACGCAGCCGCACAAUUACGGCCGGGUCUUCUCAUCUACUGCACCAGGACUCGUCAUGGGCGUGGGCUCUAUCGGUGCCCGCCUAUUGCCCUACGAUGAAUGUGACACAUUCCUCAGCACAGACGCAGGCCUGACGUGGAGAAUGGUCGACGACGGGGCCAACAAGUACGAGUUUGGGGACCAAGGCUCGAUCAUCAUCAUGGUUGAGGAUGAAGAAGCGACGGAUAGCCUCAAAUACUCGUUCGAUUUUGGCAGGACAUGGUCGGUGACGGCCGCAGUGCGAGGGAUCUAAUUUGCCGCCGGUCUCUAGCCCGCUGACACGUCCUGGGAUUGUGCAAACCCCCCCUUCUUUCUCUUCCGUCCUUCCUUGCUUUCCUUCCUCUUCGGUAUACCAGGAAGGAAGUCGAUCUCGGUGUCAAAGUGCGCGCAAGGCUUCUCACAACUGCUCCCGAUUCGACAACCCUCUCGUUCAUUCUGCUGGGCACAUUGACUCGGCGGUCCAAAGACAAAGGCGACGAUGGUCAACGCCAUAUCGUCAUUCACAUCGACUUUCAGCCGAUGGACAAGCGCACUUGCACUUCAAAAGAUAUGGAAAGGUGGUAUGCCAGAACCCUGGGGGGUGAACCAGAUUGUCUGAUGGGGCACAAGGUGCGUUUCUGCCCCUUCACCAGGCAGUCUGCUAGAUGACCACUGAUCCCGUUCACCGAGCAGCAAUGGUUCAUGCGUCGUAAGGCGGAUGCUGACUGCGUGGUCGCGAAGAAAUUCGAGGACCCAGUGGGUGUGGAAGAGAACUGCCCUUGCGCUGAUGAGGAUUACGAGUGGUGAGCUACCUGCCUCCCCACCCUGACAAAACCUUCCGUAUAUGGCACUGACUUAUAUGACACACUGUAAAGCGACUACAACUUCGCCCCUGACGGCCAAGAAUGCAUUGCGGUUGGCCCUGAACCGAUUCCUACAGGGUCUUGUCUACGGGAAAACGACAAGUUUCUCGGUUCGUCUGGAUACCGUCUCAUCCCCGGUGACACCUGUGAUGUUGCACGAGGUAUCAAAAAGGACGCACCGGUGGAGAAGUCUUGCAGCGCGGGUCAAGCGACUCCAGGCCUCGUGACCCACCAGUCCGUACGUUGGCUCGUUGUCCUGCUGUCUUGACCUUUUGGUUCGGCCCGUGGGCUAACUCUUACUCGAUUUCAGUUCACUUUUCCGGGCUAUGUGAUCGAUCAAGCCUACUUUGGCGACUCGCAUGUAAUUAUCGGAGCGGCUCGAGUGCAGGACACUGGCGCUGUCAUCUCCACGUACAAACUAACGUCUAUGGGCUGGUAAAUUUGCAGACGAUCCUUGCGUUCACCGACAAGAACCGAGUGUGGGAGUCCCAAAACGAAGGCUUUUCGUGGAGGCAGGCGUCCGAAGGCAAGCACUUCGUCGCGAUGACGAUGCAUGCGUAUGCAAAAGACCGGGCCUAUCUCAUCACCGACACACGAACGGUGUAUUACACCUCGGAUCGGGGAAUUACUUGGAACACAUUUACCGCGCCGACCGACCCCAACGGUCUGGGGAUACCCCUGCUCGAUUUUCAUCCGCUGCGCAGCGACUGGCUCAUCUGGACUGGCCAGCAAUCGUGCACGGAUCCUGAUUCGACGUCUUGCAGAAUAAUCGCGCACUACACGAAGAAUAAUGGUCGGAGCUGGGACAAGAUAGACGAAUAUGUGCGAGUAUGUUCCUGGGGUCGCGAUAAAAGGUUGCACAUUGACGAGAAGAUCAUCUUCUGCGAGUCAUAUCGUGACAAGACGGGCCCUCAACGCGCAGCCUACAAUCGCAACAAUCCUCUCCAGCUUAUCUCCGGAGAGAAUUUCUACACGAAUCGCAAGGUCGUGUUCCCUUCAGUCGUGGGCUUCGCGACUUUCGAGCAAUACAUGGUUGUGGCGGAGGUAAGCGAAGACGAUCGAGGAUCUCUUCGCCGAUCGAUCACGUGUGAUCAUCAGCUGAUCCGUCGACGUAUCUACAGUUGGCAGAGUCGACAAGGUCAAUUGGGCUCAUGAUUUCUCUCAACAGUAAGGAUUUUGCGCUCGCUCGCUUCCCGCCUGCUUUGCAUCUGGAGAAUCAAGUGAGCCUUGUCCUAAAAAAGCUUCAGGGAGCCCCGGGGAAUUUGAAGUGCUGGACGAUGCUGACCAAGCUACCUUGCCGCUCAGGCAUACACUGUACUCGAGUCGACGACGGACUCCGUCUUUCUUCAUGUGACAACACACGCCGACGUCGGAUCCGAGUGGGGCACUCUGUUUAAGUCCAACUCGAAUGGAACGUACUACUCGCCGUCCCUUGAGUUCGUGAACCGCAACUCCAAGGGGUUCGUUGACUUCGAGAAGAUGAUCGGGCUGGACGGCAUCGCAGUCGUAAACAUUGUCAGCAACCCGAAUGAAGCCGCGCUCAGUGGCAAGAAGUCACUUCAGAGCAGAAUCACGCACAACGAUGGUAGGUACUGGCUGAGUCACCGCCUAUCGCUUCUUCUUCGCUGCGCAAGAAGACCCUUACUGACUCAGAUUUACCAGGUGGCCGAUGGAAGCCUCUCAUUCCGCCCACCGUUGACGCGCUGGGUAGAUCGUACGAGUGUAGUACCGCUGUGAGUCUAGUCGACGCCAUGCACAUGCCUUACGACUCGGGAGCUUGUACGCUUGGCUGACCAUAUAAUAUGUCAUAUCCCGUCACAGAGCUGUGCUCUUCACGUACACGGCUACACGGAGCGCAAAGAUCCCCGUGCGACCUACUCUUCGCCAUCGGCAACCGGUCUUAUGCUCGCGGUCGGGAAUGUCGGGCAAUCCCUUGCUGCCUAUUCGGACUCGGAUACGUUUCUUACGCGUGAUGGAGGUUUUACGUGGGAGGAGGUUCGGAAAGACGCGCACGUGUGGGAAUUUGGAGAUCAAGGAUCGAUCUUAGUGCUCGCCAACGACGAAGACCCCACGGACCACGUUGCCUACACGCUCAAUGAAGGGAUCUCCUGGCAAGAGUACAACUUCGGCGAAAAAGUGCGCAUACGCUCGAUCGUAACGGUUCCAAUGGACACAAGUCGGAAAUUCAUCUUGUUCGGCAUCAAGCCCAAUGCGCCGGACUCGUCAGUGGCCAUCCACCUCGAUUUCUCAUCCGUGACGAAUGUCAAAUGUAUGUCCCACGGCCUUAGGCCUCACAUGAUGUAGUCUGGCACGUUUUACUGACGUCUACGCUCCCGCCACGCAGGUAAACUCGAUCUCGCAAACCCCAACUCUGAUGACUUUGAGCUUUGGAGCCCCAGUGAGUCCCGGGACGAGCAGUGUCUCUUUGGCAAGCAGGUAAGUCUUCGACUUGGUGCGCAGUUUUCUCGGUGCUCCGCCUGUUCCAGUACGAUGCGCAUGUUAAGAUCAGAGUAUGUAUUUUCGCUCUAACAGACAAGGUACUAUCGCCGCAUUCGUGAUCGAAACUGCUUCAUCGGCGAGCGCCUACCUCAACCUCACAAGAUUGAACGGUACUGCCCUUGCACAGAGCAAGACUUUGAGUGGUGCGUCAUCGAUUUAUGUUUUUUUGUUUUUAAACCGUGCCUUAUUUCCUUGCCUUCUGGCCAUUCCAUAGCGAGUUCAACUACAAGCGUGAUUCGAACGGCGUCUGCCAGCUCGUCGACGGAGCUGCACCUCUCCCCUCCGACAGUACAUGCGCGUGGAAUCAGGAUUUCUGGCAUGAGCGGACGAACAUGCGCAGGAUCCCCCACUCCGAGUGCCAAGGCGGUAUGUCACUGGAUCGUGGGGCAGCGCAUGUAUGUCCCGGUCGCUCGACGCGCGGUUUCUUCUUUUGGGCCACCUUGAGCGUGGUGCCAUUCCUGUUUGCCGGUCUUACCGCACUCUGGUGGACAAGACGACGCGGUGGUCACGGGGGACGGAUCAGACUUCCGGUAAGGCGCCCUGGACUACGUUCGGUAGUGUUGGCGCAAACUUACCGCCCCCCAUUUCCGCGUUGAAAGGAACCCGGAGAUGGAAGCAACUCCCAGUUGGUCGAUUUGCUUUUGUCUGUCCCGUGAGUAUCUUAUGCUCGACUUGCUGCCGAGAUAAGCUGCUGACAAUCCACGCAACAAUCUACGCACUGCAAAAUGGUUGGGUGGCUUGCGCAGGUGGGCCAUUGUCGGGAUCGUAGCGGCUACUGCCAGCCGAGUCAGGGAGAUGGAUAUUCCCGUCAGUGAUGGUUUUCUCCCUUCCCUAGCCCUGGCCGAGCCCCUUGCUGACCCUACGAUUAUCUGCGGCGUUUCAGUUCAUCAGCAAUCGCCUUCGAAGGCGGGAUCGCUCCGGCUAUCGACUUCACAUCGAUGAUGAUGCGGAAGUCUUGAUGGACUAUGGUGUGUCUUGGAGGCGUCUGCUCAUGGCUGGUUGCCGCAACGCUGACUCUAAUCACCGCGUCUCAGAUGAAGAUGAAUAA
Microbotryum saponariae is the source of this 6637-nucleotide messenger RNA. The record is from the annotation of a GenBank genome assembly. NCBI's taxonomy places the organism in Eukaryota, Fungi, Basidiomycota, Microbotryomycetes, Microbotryales, Microbotryaceae.